Molecule: messenger RNA, 2158 nt
Organism: Cornus florida
Lineage: Eukaryota; Viridiplantae; Streptophyta; Magnoliopsida; Cornales; Cornaceae
Product: heat stress transcription factor A-5-like
Exons: 3
Coding region: 367-1821 (484 amino acids)
Biological process (GO): regulation of transcription by RNA polymerase II
Cellular component (GO): nucleus
Molecular function (GO): RNA polymerase II cis-regulatory region sequence-specific DNA binding; DNA-binding transcription factor activity
Source: RefSeq, a predicted model, not a curated record
GGAUGAGAUCUCUUCUAUAGUGGUGGCGAUAUACUCGUCGAAAGCCAGGGAGUCGCCGGCGGGCAUUGGCAUCAGAUACCUCGCCGCCGAUGAGCUCGCAAGCUGAGAUUCAGAGAACCAGUGAGACGCGCUUGUAGCCGGAGAGGAUAUUGGUCAGAUUGUUGUGCCGGUGAAGUUGUUGCCGGAGAAGAUUUAGAUUGGAAAAAUCGGAGGGAAUCUGACUGGAAAAACGGUUGGCAUGAAGAUUGAAGGUUGAGGACUCGGAGCUAAAUCAAUUUUCUGAUUGUGUUGGGUGAAGAGCGGAUCGAACCGCAUCUGGGUUUAGCUUGUUGGGCAGCAAUUGCCAAUUCCGUUUCAUUCAACGAGAUGGAGGGAGCUACGGCGGCUGGCGGUGGCGGACCUGCGCCGUUCCUGCUGAAGACAUACGAGAUGGUGGAUGAUUCAUCGACUAAAGAAAUCGUGUCGUGGAGCUCCAGCAAGAACAGUUUCGUUGUGUGGAACCCUCCGGAGUUCGCUCGGGUUCUUCUUCCCACGUAUUUCAAGCACAACAACUUCUCAAGUUUCAUCAGACAGCUCAAUACCUAUGGAUUUCGGAAGAUUGAUCCUGAAAGAUGGGAAUUUGCAAAUGAAGAUUUUGUGAAAGAUCAAAAGACUCUUCUUAGAAAUAUACACCGCAGGAAACCGAUUCAUAGCCACAGUAACCCUCAAGGAUCUCCAGUUGAUUUAGAGAGAGCAUCAUAUGAUGAAGAAAUUGAUAAACUUUCACGUGAGAAAGCUGCUCUUGAGGCAAAUGUUUUGAAGUUCAAAGAGCAGCAAUCUGCUGCAAAACUGCAGUUGGAAACCCUAACUCAGCGAGUAGGUGGCAUGGAGCAGAAGCAAGAGAAAGUACUGGCCUACUUAGAAAAGAAAGUUCAGGACCGUAAUUUUGUUGAACAUCUUACUCGUAAACUUGAAUCCAUGGAUUUCUCAACAUAUAAUAAGAAGAGGCGACUACCUCAAGUUGAUUGCUCUCAGUCAGUUCCAGAAAACAGUUCUGUUGACAAUCAUUGCAGCCCUAGACAUGAUUCUGGGAACAUUUUCAACCAAGAUUUCUCAAUGCUCAGACUAGAACUAUCUCCAGCUGUUUCGGAUAUUAAUUUGGUUUCACAUAGCACUCAAAGCUCCUACGGAGAUGAGGAAAGUCCUCAGAGGAGAAUAUCUGAAGGAUACCCAAAAGAUGCACAGAUGAUAAUGGAUGGUUUUGAAUUUGCCCCUGAAACAUUAGAGCUUUCAGAUACUGGGACGACAUCUUUAACAUUUACGAUGGACUCGUCUUUGUCAAGCAGAGCAGGCGCUGAUGAGAGCCUGAGAAUGCAUUCUUUGCAGCAAAAUUUGAAUUCUAAUGAGGAAGAUGAUAGUCAUAUCUCCUGCCACUUAAAUCUUUCACUAGCAUCAUCUUCAUUGCAAAUUGAGCAAAAUCAUGAUUCCUCUAGGAUGCCCCAACUAUGUCAAGACAUUGUCAAAUCUCCACUGCCAAGGUCAAGUGCCACUGUCAAAGAUGCUGAUAUUGGAGUUUCCCUGAAGAACAGAUCCUUUUCUGAUGAUCAUACAACUAUGUCUUCCUCACAAGAGGCACUGACGAACAAUCCAGAGUCUGCAACUGCUCAAGUCCGAUGUAAUGAUGUAUUCUGGGAACAAUUCCUAACUGAAAGACCAGGCUGUUCAGAUACUGAAGAGGCAAGCUCUAAUUUCAUGGCAAACCCCUAUGACGAGCUAGAAGAAAGAAGAUCAGGCCAUGGAGCGACCGGAAAUGUAAAGAUUGUGAAACAUCUCUCACUCUGAGCACCAAAGUUGCAUUUGGACCGAGUGACAAUAUGUUCAAGGCUUCUCCGUACUCACUGCCAUAUUCUGUAAGAUUCACAUCUCAUCAAACCAUAUAAUAUUUAAGACUUUGUUGACUUCAGACAAUCUUAAUCCAAACCAAAUGAGAUGAUUCUGUAUGUGCCAAAAAUUUUGUUCCUAGUUGAUUAUAUAGCUCAUGGUUAUUCUAGGGUCGUUCUUCUGGAGCAACUGCAUUAACUUUUUGGCAUGGAUGCUUACCUUGUAAAAUGAAAUGUUUGUUUGGAUGGUAAUGGUAACUAAAGUUUGUUUAAUAAUUACGUGACGAUUAAUAGAUUCA